GCUGGAUUGAGAGGACAGAGUUACCGAGCCGGUAGGAGAGCAAUCUUCUAGCACGUUGCGAAGCCGCUAGUGUUUUCUGGCAGCAACCACCACCCAGGUGUUAGGAGUCACUCCUUAGUAAAUCAACUAUAUAGAUUUUUUUUUUACAAUUGACUCACUGAUAUUUCCAGUUGACCAAAGAAAUGGUGAUGGAGAAGCCAAGUGCCCAGCUGGUCGGGCGGGAGUUUGUCCGACAGUAUUACACGCUCUUGAACCAGGCCCCGGACUACCUGCACAGGUUUUAUGGAAAGAACUCCUCCUAUGUACAUGGUGGGCUGGACUGUAACGGAAAACCAGCAGAGGCUGUUUAUGGCCAGUCUGAGAUCCAUAAGAAAGUGAUGGCCCUGAGUUUCCACGAUUGUCACACAAAGAUUCGUCACGUGGAUGCUCACACCACCCUGAAUGAGGGUGUGGUGGUGCAGGUUAUGGGUGAGCUAUCCAACAACAUGCAGCCCAUGAGGAAGUUCAUGCAGACGUUUGUGCUGGCACCUGAGGGUACUGUUGCAAACAAAUUCUAUGUCCACAACGACGUUUUCCGUUACCAGGAUGAGGUGUUUGGUGACUCUGAUUCAGAGCCUCCAGAAGAGUCUGAAGAUGAGGAGGAGAUCGAGGAGAGGGUUGCUUCUCCUGACGUCGCUCCUGAGGAAUCUGCCCCCUUCUUCGACCCCACAGCUUGUCCAGAACCAGCUGUUCCUGGAGAGGAAGAAGAAGCAGUGGCCGUGGCCAGUCCUGAACCAGAACAAGACCUGGAGAAGGAAUCUGAGCCUGUGGAGCUGAAGUCGGAGACCUUGGUGGAGGCGCAGGCUGACACUGUUGAUGAUGCCACAGAGAAAAGUCAAGCUGCUGCACCGACUACUGUUGAAACGGCUCCUGUAUCCGCUGAACCGGUACCUGCUGCUCCAGAAGAGAACAGGCCAUUCUCAUGGGCUUCAGUUACUAGUAAGAAUCUUCCUCCCAGUGGUGCAGUCCCCGUCUCAGGAAUUCCUCCACAUGUCGUUAAAGCCACUCCCUCAGCACAGCCCCGAGUAGAAGUAAAACCAGAGUCUCAGACAUCCACACAAAGACCACAGAGAGAUCAGCGGCCCAGGGAGCUAAGACCUGGAGGUCCUCCACCUGUGCACAGAGGACCCAGACCAGUGCGAGAAGGUGAGCAAGGUGAAUCUGAGGGCCGCAGGGUGAUCAGGUAUCCAGAUGCCCACCAGGUGUUUGUGGGCAACGUUCCACAUGACGUGGACAAAAGCGAACUUAAGGAAUUCUUUGAACAGUUUGGAACAGUCCUGGAGCUGAGGAUCAACAGUGGAGGGAAGCUGCCAAACUUUGGCUUUGUCGUGUUUGACGACUCUGAACCAGUCCAGAAAAUCCUUAGUAGCCGGCCCAUCAAGUUCAGAGGUGAUGUUCGUCUUAAUGUGGAGGAGAAGAAAACACGCUCAGCCCGGGAGGGUGACCGACGGGACACAAUGCCCCGUGGUCCUCGGGGUCCUGGUGGUAUUAGAGAGCGCAUAGGAGGUGGAGGCCGUGGAGGUCCUUCAGCCCGUGGAGGAGUAGCACAGAAACCCAGCUUUGGCUCCGGACGUGGUUCUGGGCCCAGUGAUGGACGCUACUCCGCCCAGCGCCAGUGAGGCAGUUCAUCCACAUCCUCCUCGUUCCUCCAUCACCUUCCCAGGCUUCAAACCUUGAGUUAGUUUGCUGUUUGAAUUCAAGUUACUUGCGUGUUCACCAAUUAAUUUUUACUCAUUUUACUGCCACAGGAGGCAAUGGUUUAAAAGCGAUUAAAACAAUUGGACCAGAACUCGGUAGGAUUAAGCAUUGUACGACUUGCAGUACAGAUGACAACCGAAACACUUUUUACACACAUUUUUAAUUGGCUGUUCAAGAGUUCCUGGACUGUGGGCUGUUGUGUUGUUUUGGUUUUAAGAGAAGUUCACUGCAUCUUUAGUUACAUUCACUGAACAGGGACAGAGUCAUGCCCUUCAAAUCCAUGCAUAAAAUGACACAUCCAUGACAAGGUGGCGCUGUAUCCGCAGCUAAUGCCUUAAAUCCUCGACACUGAGAAGUGACUUGUAUUAAAGGUAAAACAUGCAUGUAAUCCUUUUUUUAGGGGCUGAACCUCAGUUUAGACCACACCAUUCCUCACUUUUCUUUUCCUCGUCACCAUGAUGGUGAACACGUCUGGAAAGGAUCACUCUGUAACUGACACAGGUUUUUAGGCCGAGAGCUCGACACAGACUCCUGCUAAACAUCCAGUGUUUUUGUCUGUUUCCAAGAUGGCUUCCUCCUCAGACCUCCUCAUUGCCCUCUUGUGGAGGCCUCACAUGUAUUAUCUGGACUUGUCAUUUUGUUUUCUUUUCAUGCUGAACUUGGAUUUAUUACAGAUUAACAAGUUAAAUACACACACACAAAAAUAAGAGUAAAUACUACUUGAAAUGGGGAUUUAAAAACCCAGGCGUUAGGUUGUUUGUUUUUUCGCGUUCUCUCUCCCUGUUUCUUAAAGGAACGUGUACUUUACUGCUUGGGCAAUCCUGUGUAUUGCUGCCACCGUUGUAUCUAGCGAUGAUCUGUCUCAUCUUUUUAUUCUGUCAGGUCGAGAGCUAAAUCUGUAGUUUGUUUUUUUUUAUUUGAGUUGACAUUGGCUCGUAGAACUGCGUGAGUUCAUGAAUGCGUCCAAAAACUGAGCACAUUUCAUACCAUGAAUCUAGUUAGGCUUCUUGUACAGGCGCACUUCAUUUGUUGUCACCAUGUUUAAACUGAGCUCACCUGUCAAUGAGAGAACUAAAUUAAAGUGAUUUACUGUUUUAAAUCCUUUGUCUCCUCCUGUCUUUUUCUAGAGUGAAGCAAAGGACAAUGAUUUCUGACCUGGUGAAAUAUUUUUGGGGAAUAUGGAGAAUCAAUAAAUUCCAUUUGCUACUCUUUAAGACAAGUGCCAGUUUCCUGACAUGUUCUCUUGGUAAUAGACAUGUUAUGAAAAAAAUGUAUUC
Molecule: messenger RNA, 3014 nt
Organism: Cynoglossus semilaevis (tongue sole)
Lineage: Eukaryota; Metazoa; Chordata; Actinopteri; Pleuronectiformes; Cynoglossidae
Gene: g3bp1
Product: GTPase activating protein (SH3 domain) binding protein 1
Exons: 12
Coding region: 183-1658 (491 amino acids)
Cellular component (GO): cytosol; ribonucleoprotein complex
Molecular function (GO): mRNA binding
Source: RefSeq, a predicted model, not a curated record